Sardina pilchardus (European sardine) is the source of this 4461-nucleotide messenger RNA. RefSeq names its product glutamate receptor, ionotropic, delta 2 (Grid2) interacting protein, b (gene grid2ipb). Bases 94 to 3156 code for a protein of 1020 amino acids. Gene Ontology annotation, molecular function: protein binding. The record is from RefSeq and is a predicted model, not a curated record. Lineage: Eukaryota; Metazoa; Chordata; Actinopteri; Clupeiformes; Clupeidae. The transcript has 18 exons.
AAGCUCUUUCCCAAGCAAAGCCUGAGCGAUGAUGAGAUUGUUUUGAUCACCUGUCCUCUUGUCUCCUCCUCGUGUCCUCCUCCUCCCCCUGCCAUGCUGGCCAGGAUCUUCAUCCCCAAGAAGCACCGGCAGCGCUUCGACGAGGCCGUGUCGCGGAGCCUGAUCGAGCGCGUGUGCCGGCCGCCGGGGAAGGGCGGCGAGGCGGGCGGCCGGGGACGGCUCCGCCGCAGCCGCAGCCAGGAGCACCACGAGCGGCAGCACGGCUCCAAGCGCACCAGCUCCGUGCCCCGGGACCCCACCGAGAACGGCCUGCGCAAGAGCGCCACCGCCAACAUCCCCACCCUGCCCAUGGCUCUGGUCAAUAGGAGGACGUUGAGGGUUAACAGGGGCAAGAAGAGCUUUGGGUUCACCCUCCGGGGCCAUGCUCCUGUGUGCAUCGACUCUGUCAUCCCAGACAGUCCAGCAGAGGAUUGUGGUCUCAAGCCAGGAGAUCGUAUUCUGUUUCUCAAUGGCCUGGACAUGAGGAACUGCUCCCACGACAAGGUGGUGUCCAUGCUGCAGGGCAGCGGCGCCAACCCCACGCUGGUGGUGGAGGAGGGCCCGGCCUCGUACUCGCCGUCCGACUCGGAGGAGGCCGACCACUCGCCCCCACCGCCGCCGCCGCCGCCACAGCUGCCCCAGUCGCGCUCGCCCGCCCUCAGCUCGCUGCAGUGGGUGGCCGAGAUCCUGCCGCCCAGCAUCCGCGUGCACGGACGCACCUUCAGCCAGACCCUGGAGCACGUGCUGACCGUGCAGGAGCGCUACAGCAUCUGCAAGUCCCUGGAGACCUUCUUCCAGCACAGGAAUGUGGACACGCUGAUCGUGGACAUCUAUCCGGUGCUGGACACGCCGGCCAAGCAGGUGAUCUGGCAGUUCAUCUACCAGCUGCUGACCUACGAGGAGCAGGAGCACUGCCAGAGCAAGAUCUCCCGCUUCCUGGGCUUCAAGGCGGCAGGGACCCGUAAGUCUGGCCUGUCUCUAACAUGGAAGGAACCCAGCUCCCAUUUCGAGUUCUAUCCCGCUCCGGCCGACCCGUCGCCGGGCAGCGUGGAGUCCAACCCUUACGUGACCCUGGACAGCCCACUGCCCUCGCCCAACUUCCCCUCGCUGGCUGCCGACGACGGGCUGCCCAGUCCGCUGUCGCGCCGCCGCAAGCUCUUCACCUUCUCCCGGCCGCCCCGCAGCCGCGACACCGACAAGUUCCUGGACGCCCUCAGCGAGCAGCUCGGCCACCGCGUCACCCUCGUCGACGACUUUGUGGGCGGAGAGAACGACUAUGAGGAGAUGAGUUUCCAGGACGAGCAGGAGGCGAACGCGUUGCGUCGGCAGCUGAGCAGCGCCAGCAGCGACAUGCACAGCAGCAGCGACGACACCAACUCGCUGACCUACUCGUCCGGCUCCGACCACAUCCCGCCGCCGCCCCAGAGCCCCCCGCCCCCGCCUCCGCCCAUCCAGUUCACCGACCCCCCGCCGCCCAUCAUCGCGCUGCCCCUCGAGCCCCAGCUGCCCCAGCCGCCGCUGGCCUUCCAGCACCACCCCAUCAUCCCGGUGCCGCCCCCGCCCCCGCCGUGUCCGUUCCUGGCCGGCCGGCCGCCGCUGAGCAAGGUGCUCCCCACCAGGGAUGACCUGCAGGACCGCCGGCGCCACCAUCACCACCACCACCACCACCAGAACCAGCCACGCCUCCAUCACUCCCAGCAGCAGCAGCAGCAGCAGCAGCAGUCCCAGUCUAACCCAGGGGCGCACACCUCCCCCCAGCCCCGACCCCACGCCUCCAGCCACCAGCUCCACCACCCGCACCACCGGAGCCAGACGGCCAUGUUCCCGUCGCCCCACACCUCCCCCCAGCCGCCGCGCGCCUCCCAGCCCACGCACCAGACCUACGAGAGCGCCCUCAGCCAGAAGGUGCCCCCGCCGCCCCCUCCGCCGCUGCCCCCCUGUGAGCCCCCGCCCCUGCCCAAGCCCUCCCCGAGCGCCGGCGACUCCAACCACAUGAGCGUGAAGAGGCUGCGCUGGGAGCAGCUCGGGGAAGACCCAGAUUAUGAUAAACUUAGUGACAUGGUGAAGUACCUCGAUUUGGAGUUGCACUUUGGUACACAGAGGAGUUCCAAGCCCACCUUCCUCCCCGAGAGCUUUAAAAAGAAAGACGUGAUCGAGAUCCUCUCCCACAAGAAGGCCUACAACGCUUCCAUCCUGAUAGCGCACCUGAAGCUGUCCCCCGCUGAGCUGCGGCUGGUCCUCAUGACCAUGAGCACCGAGCACCGCCUGGAGCCGGCGCACAUCAAGCAGCUGCUGCUCUACGCGCCCGACGACGAGGAGGUCAAGCAGUACCAGCGCUUUGACCAGGACCUCUCCAAACUCAGCGAGCCAGACCAAUUUGUCCUCCAGAUGUUAUUGGUGCCUGAGUAUAAGACCAGGCUGCGUAGUCUCCAUUUUAAGACCACUCUCCAGGAGAAGGUGGAGGAAAUGAGAGCUGGCUACGAGUGCAUCUACAAAGCCUCCCUGGAGCUUAAGAGUAGCAAGAAGCUGGCAAAGAUCCUGGAGUUUGUGUUGGCAAUGGGGAAUUACCUGAACAAUGGUCAACCUAAAACAAAUAAAACAACUGGAUUUAAAAUUAACUUUCUCACUGAGCUCAGCACAACAAAGACUGUUGAUGGAAAGUCAACGUUUCUCCACAUUCUUGCCAAAUCACUAUGCCAACAUUUCCCAGAGCUCCUCAACUUUGCCAGGGACCUUACAACCGUGCCACUUGCUGCAAAAGUCAACCAGAAAGCCAUCACUACAGACCUCACAGACCUCCACUCGACCAUUGAAGACAUCCGGACUGCCUGUCUGAAGAUCCCAGCUACAGCCGAGGAUCGUUUUGCAGUCGUCAUGAGUAGCUUCUUGGAGAACAGCCACCCGGCAGUGCAGUCCUUAGAUUCACUCCAGCAGAGGGCCAUGGACGAGUUCAGCAAGGUGGCGUCCUUCUUCGGGGAGGACGGCAAGGCCACCACCACUGAGGCCUUCUUCGCCAUCUUUGCAGAGUUCACCUCCAAGUUUGAGCGUGCGUUACAUGAGACCCAGGCCACUGAAAACCCUCGAAGCCCACGCAUGACCUCUCCGCUUGCUUGGUGAGAAGCAGACAUAUCAACGAUUCUUGACCAAUGUGCCAACAGCUUGAAUAGCAAAGACCGUGGAGAGGGAAAACAUUGUAUGGAAUUCGUUCAGGCAGUAUGGCCAAACUUAAUCAAGGGUAAAGUUUUAUGUGAGCUCUAUUGCCUGAUUCUGACUGAUUCAGACUUUUAUUUAAAAUGUCAUAGUUAAUAGCAGAUGUUCAGGAGAUAUAAAUAUAUAUAUAUUUAUAUUUUAUACAGUGUUUGAUCAUAUUUGACAGUGGAAUUGUGCAGCAUGUGUAUGGACCUAACAAAGACUUCUGAAUGCCAGUGGCAAAGAAUGUACCCAGAGUAUAUAUUAUGUUUAGUUUGGUAAGAAUGAUGUUCUGAUAGAUGUGGCCAGGACUUAUCUGUUUUGUUUACUGCCCCCCACGCAUCCAUGGUUUCAGUAGUGAAAUAGACAUUACAGUAAUGCAGCAAAGGCAACUUGUACAUGGUAAAGAAAAUAAAUACAUGCUAUGUUAAUGGAUCACAUGCAAAUUCCAAAAUGAUCAUGAUUUUACAAAAGAUCCAGUAUUGAAAUGCUACAUGUCCUGACGUUAUAGUAAUACAGUGUAGUUUAAUUUAUGUGACAUUCGGCAAUUUCAAAAUAUGUUCUAAUCUGGAUUUUUGCUAGUUCAUUUAUUACGACAUGCCCAUAUUUAAGACCAGUGAGUAGCCUAGCAUGUGGCAUAGGGAACAGUUUGUGUGUUUCAGUCCACUCAAAGCUGAGUAUUGACUAAAAGAAAAAGAUAUUCUGGCACUGUUGGUAUAAUUAUUAUUUGUAAAGCAGUUACUGUCAUAUAUUUUUCUUAGUCUUAUUAUUUAUUUUUGUACAGUCAUUUCUUUCAUUUUGAUUAAUGGUGGAGUCAAUAUGUUAUUGUCUCCUUGAUAAGAGCAGAAUCAGAACAUAUUUAUGUUUAUUGUAUGUAUUGAAUACAUAUGAGGUGUUUUUUGUUCAGUCUUCCUUUUGUCAUAACUUCCCCCCUUCAGCUGUGUAGCUUGGUUUAUUUUAGGCCUUAUAGCUGUAUGUAAACCAAAAAUCUCAAAACAGCCCCACAUAUUCUGUCACAGAACCAUUAUAACUUUUGCUUGUGACAAAAUAAAGGCUGCUGUGAUGUCAAUACCCUUUAUUUAUUUGUGUUAACUUAUGUAAUGUAUAUGUUUUUAUGUUAUAAUGUAUCUCAGUAUCACUGUUCUGUAGUACAGCUACUGGCUUCAGUAUGUGGGCCAUAGACUUAUGCCGCUUGAUGUAUGUGUUUUAUAUUGUGAGAAUAAAUUUGCUUUU